This is a messenger RNA of Stylonychia lemnae, 1503 nucleotides long. The record is from the annotation of a GenBank genome assembly. Lineage: Eukaryota; Ciliophora; Spirotrichea; Sporadotrichida; Oxytrichidae.
AUGGAAGUAACUGUGCAAGAGGAUACAGGCAAGAUUUUCAAAAUUUCUAACUUGCAAGAAAAGGCUGCCAUAUUUGAUUUGAGACGCAGAAUACAGCAGGAGAAGGGAUAUAGGCUUGAUCAGCAAAUCCUCAAAAUCGGCCAGCAUUUUCUGUCUGAUAUGAUGAACAUAUGCUAAUUGCCUACAGAUGAAUCAUUUAGAUCACCCGAAAUAGCUGUUAACUUUGAGGACAAAUAACGGAUAAUAGUCUUGAGGAUGUGCAAGCGAAAGUUCCUCCUGAAUUUGAGGAUACAAGACCCCAAUAACAAAUUCUCAGAGAUAUCAAUGGAACUUUACAGUUCAUGCACUGUCCACAGUCUGAAGCAAAUCGUCACCGACAUGACGAAAAUUAAAAUCUCAGAGCAGGUAAUCUCAAACAGGAAGGAUAUUCUAGCAGAUGACAAAUACAUAUUCCACUACGUACCUUUGACUCCCUAUUUGCAAGAGGAAAACAAGAUUACUGACAAUAACAUUGAUAAUUUUAACACUGGUAUAAUUGAAGAGGAGCUUAUGUAAUUGAAUGGAGACAAUUAAAAAUAGCCUGGCACCAAUGUAGUGACGAGCGGAAACGGUGGCGCUUUACCCAAAUUUGAACUUAGCUUAGUGGUGAAGAAGUUUAAUCCUUUGAAUAAUAGGAUAUCAGUUGGAUUAGAUUUUACUUUUAAUUCUCUGAGAAAUGUGAAAAGGGUUAAUUGGCAAGAAAAUGCACCUUGGUUUAGGGAAUCUUAGGACGGCCUUAACUGGCUUUGCUAUUGCAAAAACUCUAAAUGUGCUGCUCAUCAUUAACUAGUUGUGGUGCCGAGAGGCUUCUCGCUUUUUAAAUUAAGUAAAGAAUUAAGGGAUAAUAUCGUGUGCCCAGUCUGUAAACAAAAAGAUUUUGAUUUAAGGAAUGUUGGAUUCGUGAACUGUGAAUGGGCUCUGAAGGGUAAACUCUACAACAAAGAUGAUUCAAGGGUAUUUGCAGAGGGAAAGACCUAUGAUGGUAAGCUAUAUACCUUUAAGGAAACCAACUAUGGCAAGGCUUUUGAGAGUCUUGAAAUAAUGGUAAAAAGAGUUAAAGAGGCUAUGAUUGUAAAUGACAGUCACGUCUAUUCCGAGUCCAGCUGCAGAACUGGAUCCAAUUAAUCAGACGUUUAGAAAAAUCCAACUCUCGAAAAAUUGCAGCAGAAGUAAUUGAAAAUUUAAGGAGAGACGAAUUUGUAGAUAGUACUAGAUGAAAAGAAAAAAGGCUAACAAUUUACAACAGUGCAAGCUAAGAAAUUCAGAAGUAUCCAGCAGCCAAAUUAGCCCAAAGAAAAUAAUCCUCAGUCGAAUUGGAAAAAUUUUGCCAAGUGCAAUGCCUGCUGUGCUGAUGACAUGAAUUAAAACCUAGAUGAUCAAAAAAAGACCUAGGAUGAUAAAAAUAAUUAAUAAUCUUAGAUUGUUGAAAAUGGAGAGGAAUAGAAAAAAUGUGUUAUAUUCUGA